AUGGAUCGGCAAUUACUUGCGGAGAUCUUCAAUUCUCCCGAGGCCCUAAAGGAAUUGCCACAGAUAUUUGAACACACUCAUCAAUACAAAAUCCAACUAGACCAUGAAAUAAAAUCAAGUAUAUCGGACUACGUUAAGGUAGAUAUUCAUCAAGAAGUUGUGGAAUUAGCGACUUUACUACGGGAUACAAAGAAUGAGUCGCAGGUGAUCCAAACUUCAAUAUCCAACAUGACCCUGUCGAUUCAGCAAUUGGAUCAAACUAAAAAGAACCUUGUGCUUUCAAUGACGGUACUUAAGAGACUACAAAUGCUUAUCAAAACCCAUGAAGAACUACAACAGGUUAUAGCGUCUCAUAACUAUAAGGAAAUAUAUCAAUUGUUUGGCGCAGCAAAGGAAUUGUUGACUUAUUUCAAACCGUAUAAAUCUAUUGAUGAAAUUAACCAGAUGAAUAUGUCUGUAAUAAAGACACAACUGAAAUUAAUUGAUGAUAUAUUUGUGGAUUUUGAUAUGACCAUAAAUACCAAUAAGUCACGUUCAACCCAAUCCCCUGAUCAAGGGGAACUGUCCCAGUCAGGGGAUGACAAUCGUUCGAACUUGAGUUAUGGGUGUCUUAUUUUAGAGGUAAUAGAUGUUCGAUUGAAAGAUAAAUUGUUAAGUUGGUUCUACGAUUCUCAAUUGCUGGAAGUUAAAGCCAUUUUCAAUAGUCAGGAUGAAGCAGGUUCCCUUGAAAACUUGAAUAGAAGAUAUAUCUUCUUCCUUAACAAUGUUUUAAGGAAGGUUCAAUCGCAAUAUUCCAAAUAUUUCCCCGAAGAAUGGAAUGUUGAUUUCGAAUUAACAAGAAUCUUUUGUGAUCUUACUCGUUCAUCAGUUGAAGAAUUGUUAAGGAGAAAUCCCUCCUCUUCCUCUCGUCCUUCUUCAGCUCCAACUAUGGCAACUGAAAAAUCAACUGAUACACUGCUUGAUGGAUUACUCAGUACUAUAGAUUUUGAAAAGACACUUAAUGAAAGAUUUCCAGAUUCGGGUAAUGACUUUUCAAGUGCUAUUCUGAAGGUAUUUGAACCCUAUUUGAAGAGGUUCUGGAUUAGAGAACAAGAUAAACUUUUAAGUGGAAAGUUGAAUGAAUUCAUGGCUUCUCCACUCCUUCCACCAGAGUUUGAAGGAAAUGAUUUAGAACAGUUUAUUGGUGUUCUUAAAAUUAACAAUGUUCCAAAUAUUUCCAAUUCCUCCAUUGAGUUGUUUAAGAUAUUUACCAAGUCAUUAGGACAAAUAUUAAAGUUGAGUAAUGGAGAGAUUCUUAUUGAUCUUAGUCUGUUAUUUAAAAAAUAUUUGAUGGAUUAUCAUGAUAGAUUUUUGAUUCCAGUUAUUGAAGGUGCCAAUACUAAUUCUAGUGGCAUUGAGCCAAUCAAAUACUUGACACUAUUGAUCAACACAAGUGACUAUAUCAUAAAUAAUAUCGAUGAUUUGGAAGAUAGAUUGAGUUCAGUGAUUCGAACAGAAUUAAAAGCGAAAAUAAGUUUUGAGUCCGUCAAAGAUGCGUAUUAUCAAGUGAUUCAAAGCUCGCAAAAUAGUUUACUUGGGAAAUUCAAUUCUGAUUUACAAUUUGCAUGGAGACUGUUUGGUAAUACCAAUUGGAGCAAUGAAGUUUCUGAUGUUUCACCAUACAUGAAUGAUUUUAUUAAGACCACCACGAACAAUAUUCGAGUGACUUUACCAAUGAUUAUACGUGAUGGAUAUGUACGGAAUCUUUGUGAUCGUGUGGUAGACUUGGCCGUUUAUUCGUUUCAAAACAAAUUGAAAUUGAUCAAACCAAUGAGUCUUGCAACAAUCGAACAAAUUUUAAUGGAUAUCUCAACGCUUAAGAAAUCCUCACUACUUUUCACCCUUUACAGUAAUCCUAAUUUCGAUGGAAUAUUAUCAACAGAUGAAUCCGACAAUAAUUCCAAGUUCAAAAUCAACAAAAAUUAUGAAAAAUAUGUUAAUAAUCAAUUUAACAAAAUUGAAAUAUUACUCAAGUUAUUAAUGACUCCAAGUGACCCAUGUGAGAACAUCGUGGAAGCAUAUUUUGAACUCAUAGGAGAUAAAUCCAUUCAUAACUUCAUUAAGAUCCUUGAGUUGAAGAAUAUCAAGCCACAGGAACAAUCUUCAUAUAUUGAAACUUUUAAUUUACAGUUAACUACAGGUGAUAGUGAUCUUUUAGAUGAAUCUCCCAUUCUUGUCAAAUUAGAAGGCUCGGACCCCUUACCAUUACCAAAAGCAUCAUCAACAUCAACAUCAUCAGCAUUUCCAUCUGAAAAUAGAAGUACCCCGUCACCGUUUGGUUCAAUAAGAAGUACACUGCUUGGAUCACCAUCGUUAGGUAUUUCCAAGUCGAAGUCACCUGACCUCAACAAUACUAUUAACAACAUCGAAAAGAACCUUAGAGGGUUGGCCUUAAGCAGUGAGACCAAGUUUAAUGAGAACAUCAAGAGCUUCGGCAAGCUAUUCAGAAAGGAAGCCCAAUCAUGA
Lizanozyma spartinae is the source of this 2505-nucleotide messenger RNA. RefSeq names its product Vps53p (gene VPS53). Lineage: Eukaryota; Fungi; Ascomycota; Pichiomycetes; Serinales; Debaryomycetaceae. Gene Ontology annotation, biological process: retrograde transport, endosome to Golgi. The coding region runs from base 1 to 2505 and encodes 834 amino acids. The transcript has a single exon. The record is from RefSeq and is a predicted model, not a curated record. Gene Ontology annotation, cellular component: GARP complex.